AUACUGGUUUCUCUCCCCUUCACAAGUAUUGUUGGCCAACUAAUACAAACAAACCUAUCUAUGUCUAGUAAUGAACCUUAUGCUUCGUCUUCUUCAUUUGACCGGAAUGACGAAUCCUUGCAUGAACGUGCACCAUUACUACGGGAAGGCCAAAGCUCUGGAUCGAGGAAGGACAAGGGGAAGGCGACCAUUACAUCACCGAAUUAUACCGAAGUCGCACCUGCCGCUUCUAUCGAACAUGAAGAGCACGUCUCUCGACCACGACGGAACAAAUCAUACUAUGUGCUUUCCAUACUCUGUACGAUAGUUGUCCUCACCGUUAUAUUAGGCUUACUGUUUGCCCCGAAUAUUGCACAACGGUAUUUACGGGACGGUGCUGAUGUCUCUUUCGACGAAGCAUCUAUCGUCAAUAUAUCCAAUCCAGACAGUCUCGAUAUACACGUUGCAGGCAAAGUCAUCUUGAACGAUCGUCUGUUCGGUCUGUCACAAAAGGCAUCCGAUCUUUUUGGACAACUCUCCACAGUGCAGUCUGCGCUAAAUGUAUAUAAAUCCGCCAAAUCAGGUACCAAGGCUACGACCGAUGGCUCAGCUUUGGGAACCAUCGUACUACCUGAAUUGCUACUGGAGGAAGGUGACCGGACAACCAACUUUUCUUUUACUUCACAAUUUCGAAUCGGGGAUAAAGAACAGCUAGCUGCGUUUUGCCAAGAAGCCGUCAAGCAAAAGGAGGUAGUAUGGAGGGUCAAUGGCCCUGUGGGCGUCAAGGUUGGAUGGUUCCCCAAAACCUUGGCAAUGAAUAUAGAGAAAGAUGUUGUUCUUGAAGGUAUGGAUGGAUUACAACAAGCGGAACUCAAAUCCAUGUCGUUUCCCGGAGAACACCCUAAAGGUGGAAUUAUAGUAGAGGGUCAAGUAAGCAUUUACAAUCCUUCAAGCAUGCUGAGCUUCAAGUUGGGCAAUGUUGAUUUUGGAAUCUUUGCUCCCAUAGCAAAUACUUCCAGAGACGCAUUGAUUGCCAUUGUCCGUGCUCAUGACGCAUCUUUGAUGGGUAAACAAGUGAACACAUUCAAUGUCACUGGACGUACUAUUCCUAUGGAUAGUGACGAUAUGGAACGCAAACAAGCUCUCGAAAAAUUUCUAUCUGAUUACUUGAAAGGAGAGAGCAGUAUUUUCCAUGUCCGUGGAAGUGAACGGGGACCAGAAGAUGACGAGAACUCGGAUUUACCGGAAUGGAUGAAGAAGGCAUUGUCAAGCGUUACACUGGCGAUCCCCUUUCCAGGCUCCGCUCAGAAAGACUUUAUAGAAAGCUUGGCAAUGAGUAAUAUUUCCAUUGAUUUUGCUACAGGAGUAGGCACUGUGGUUUCCGGAAGUGCAACUGCCCUGCUGCGACCACCUCCUGAAAUGAAAUUCGAUAUCAAUGUUGAAUCAGUCAAGCCGGUGGUCUACCUGUAUAUGAGUGACGACUACAAAACCCCCUUUGCCAAACUAGAACCAUCUGAUGCCUCACCGGCCAAAACAAGUUUACCGCGGGAUGAUCCCUCUGUUCCUCAAGACUUGGUUCGAGUAGAAUCCAAUCUCGAACGUGUACCGUUGACUUUACUUCCUGACGGCGAGGAUGACUUGGAAAAGUUCCUCAACAAGACUUUCUAUGGAACAGAAAACAAGGUUUACAUCGGUGGUACUGUGGAUGCUAAAGUGGCCAGCGCUUUUGGAAAUCUGACGGUGAAAGAUCUUGCCUUCAAAGGCGAAAUUUCAACUAAAGGAAUGGGCGGGCUGUCAGAUCCUCCUCCUCGGUUGGACUCGAUUGAACUGAAUCAUGGAUACCCCGAUGCGCUUCGUGUCUAUGCCAAUCUUAGUCUUUUUAACCCAUCGGAUGUUACAGUUACUCUUGGUCCUGUUAAUAAUUAUCUUCUUUAUGAUGAAGGCCGAAUAGGAAAUGCCACUCUUGCCAACCACACCCUUGUACCAGGCUGGAAUACUAUUCAAGCCACAGCGUUUUUCACUCCGAAUGAAGACGAUUCGCGUGAAAAAGCAAUGGAGUUUAUCAGCGCUUAUAUUAGCGGCCAAAAUCAAACCAAUUUGACCAUAUCAGGAGACCAUCCCAACUCCUCGGCCUCUCCAACACUGCAGACCAUGCUCCGCAAUUUUAAGUUCUCGUCAAGCGCUCCACCCAUGAACCAUACUUUGCUGGUGGCUACUCAGAUAAACAUUUUUUCAUCCACUGCUGAAAUGUGGUUGGUAAAUCCCUUCAACACUACAGUCAUCGAAGUACUCGCUGUGAAUGCAACUGCGAGCUACCAUGGCCUCAAAGUAGGAACGGUUCAUGCGGAUUUUGAAGACUUGAGUGAAGGUUGGACACGUCGCCUUAUUCUCCCCAGUAAUGGUACGACAGUGCAUACCGAAAAGUUGCCAGUGAUGUUCGAAGUAGGCGGUGGGUUUGAAGCUAUUCGAAAAGCAGUUGGAAAAUCCAUUGAAGUGGACGUUGACAGUAUUAUUCGAGCAAGAUUGGAUGAUCUGCACAUUUAUGAUUUGCAAUAUCAUAGAAGCAAUGUGUCUGCUCGAGUGCGCCUUUUUCAAUAGAAACCGAAAAGGAGAACUUUUGCAAAUUGGUGGCGUGUAAUAAUAAUAAAAAUUACUGUUGAAAGCCUCACUUGCCAUUGUUCGGCCUGAUAAGAACCAAACAUUGGCCUGUUAGACCCAACAUUUUACAUAAAUUAAUAAAA
Molecule: messenger RNA, 2720 nt
Organism: Umbelopsis ramanniana AG
Lineage: Eukaryota; Fungi; Mucoromycota; Umbelopsidomycetes; Umbelopsidales; Umbelopsidaceae
Exons: 4
Coding region: 61-2577 (838 amino acids)
Cellular component (GO): fungal-type vacuole membrane
Source: RefSeq, a predicted model, not a curated record